Molecule: messenger RNA, 2908 nt
Organism: Callithrix jacchus (white-tufted-ear marmoset)
Lineage: Eukaryota; Metazoa; Chordata; Mammalia; Primates; Cebidae
Product: zinc finger protein 302
Biological process (GO): regulation of DNA-templated transcription
Molecular function (GO): DNA-binding transcription factor activity, RNA polymerase II-specific; RNA polymerase II cis-regulatory region sequence-specific DNA binding
Source: RefSeq, a predicted model, not a curated record
CGGCGGUUCGCGGCACUGGGAACUUUGGUCCCCAGCGCGGAUGAUCCUGGGAAAUGUCUGUCGGCCCUGGGCGGCGCUCUGGGUCCAUCCCGCGGUAGCCUCGGUCCUGGUGGCGACUUCCUGGCUCAGGAACGAUUCUGAGCAGUGUUGUUCCCGGAGGUCUGCAGCCGUUGCCCGCUCACCAGCGACGCUGCGAUUCAGGUCCGCAGAGGUGCGGGUUCGGGGCGCCUGCGGGGACGGUGAGGCCCCGCUGAGGACUCCGGACACUGCCCAUCUCUAAGAGCCUGGAAAGGGGACUCUGUUGGCUAUCGGAACUUGCAGAGUAAUGUCUCAGAGUUUUGCUCUAUUACCCAGGCUGGAGUGCAGUGGAGUGAUCUUGGCUCAUCACAACCUUCGCCUCCCGGGUUCAAGCCAUUCUGCCUCAGCCUACCAGGUGACAUUUAGUGAUGUGGCUAUAGACUUCUCUCAUGAAGAGUGGGAAUGGCUAGAUUCUGCUCAGAGGGACUUAUACAAGGAUGUGAUGGUCCAGAAUUAUGAGAACCUGGCCUCUCUAGGUCUUUCCAUAACUAAGCCACAUGUGAUCACGCUAUUGGAGGAUGGAAAAGAGCCCUGGAUGGUGGAGGAAAAAAUGUCCAAAGGUGUGACUCCAGAUUGGGAAUCAAGAUGGGAAAACAAGGAAUUAUCAACAAAGAAGGAUAUUUAUGAUGAAGAUUCACCCCAAACAGUAAUAAUAGAAAAAGUUAUAAAACAAAGUUAUGAAUUUUCAAAUUCUAAGAAGAAUUUGGAAUACAUAGAGAAGUUGGAAGGGAAGCAUGGAAGUCAGGUGGAACAUUUCAGACCAGCAACUCUCAUCUCUAGGGAAAGCCCUAAUGGGGACAGUGUUUACAAAUACAAUAUUUUUAGAAGCACCUUUCAUUCAAAAUCUGCUUUUUCUGAACCACAAAAAAUUUCUGCUGAAGGAAAUCCACACAAAUAUGAUAUAUUAAAGAAGAACUUAUCAAAAAAGUCAGUUAUAAAAAAUGAGAAAAUCAGUGGUGGAAAGAAACUUUUGAAUUCUAAUGAAAGUGGGGCAGCCUUCAACAAGAGCAAAUCUGUUACCCUUCACCAGACUUGUAAGAGAGAGAAAAUCUAUACAUGCAGUGAAUGUGGGAAAGCCUUCGGCAAACAGUCAAUCCUUAAUCGCCACUGGAGAAUUCAUACAGGAGAGAAGCCCUAUGAAUGUCGUGAAUGUGGGAAGACUUUUAGCCAUGGCUCAUCCCUUACACGACAUCAGAUAAGCCAUAGUGGAGAGAAACCUUACAAAUGUACUGAAUGUGGGAAGGCCUUUAGCCAUGUCUCAUCACUUACGAACCAUCAGAGCACUCACACUGGAGAGAAACCAUAUGAAUGUAUGAACUGUGGAAAGUCUUUUAGUCGUGUAUCCCAUCUCAUUGAACAUCUAAGAAUUCAUACUCAAGAAAAACUUUAUGAGUGUCGUAUAUGUGGAAAGGCUUUCAUUCAUAGGUCAUCUCUCAUUCACCAUCAGAAAAUCCAUACUGGAGAGAAGCCUUAUGAAUGUAGUGAAUGUGGGAAAGCUUUCUGCUGUAGCUCACACCUUACUCGACAUCAAAGAAUUCACACUAUGGAGAAACAAUACGAAUGUAACAAAUGUCUGAAAGUCUUUAGUAGCCUCUCAUUUCUUGUUCAGCAUCAGAGUAUUCAUACUGAGGAAAAACCCUUUGAAUGUCAGAAAUGCAGGAAAUCCUUUAACCAGCUUGAAUCACUGAAUAUGCAUUUGAGAAAUCACAUUAGAUUGAAACCUUAUGAAUGCAGUAUAUGUGGGAAAGCCUUCAGUCACAGGUCAUCCCUGCUUCAACAUCACAGAAUUCAUACUGGAGAGAAACCUUACGAAUGUAUUAAGUGUGGGAAAACCUUCAGCUGUAGUUCAAACCUUACUGUCCAUCAGAGAAUUCAUACUGGAGAAAAGCCAUAUAAAUGUAGUGAGUGUGGGAAAGCUUUUAGCAAAGGCUCAAAUCUUACUGCCCAUCAAAGAAUACAUAAUGGAGAGAAACCCAGUAGUGUGGUAAGUGUGGAAAAGCCUCUAGGCCACAUGAAUCACUAUACGUGUUAGAAAUCUUACAGAAGAGAAAAUACAUGAAGUAGUAUUUAUCAGUAAAUUUCAUUCAUAGAGUCUCCCUUAUUUAACAUUAGAAAAAUUUAUCCUGGGGAAAGACUUAUGAAUGUAGUGAAUAUUGGAAGACUUUUAGCAAAGAUGUAGACCAUUUUGUUUAUCAACGUUUACACUGUAGGGAAAUCAUGAAGACCAUAAAUGUGGGAAAGCAUUUGUCAGUAUUAAUCCCUUAAUUGACGUAAGUAUACUCACACUAGGAAAAAACCAUGUACAUUUAUCAAAUACAGGAAAGACUAUAGGCAAUAGAAUCUCCUACAAACACCUACAGGAGAGAAGCUGUAUGGAUGUAGAAAAUUUGGAAAUUGAGAGAACUCUUUAGUUCCAAGUACACCCCUUAUUCUAGAGCAGAGAACUGAAACUGGAGAGAAAUCUCAUUUAAGAGACACGGCAAAGUCUUCACUGAGAGUGUUGGUCUUGCUAGACAUCAGAAGAUUAAUGGUAGAACAACCUGACGGGUUUAGGAAUUAUGUGUAAAUCUUUGCAGUGAUGCUAUUUGUAAACUGGUUUCUACAGGACAGCAAAUAAACAUAUAAUUAAAUAUGCAUUUCUUAGAGCAGUAGCUUGAAGUUUCCCUUGAGUUCUACUUAGAAAUUCUUUUUAGCUAGUGAGCAUGUGAAGUUAUUUAGUCACCCAGAGGAGCUAGUAAGUGUUAUAAUGUUGAAAAUUAAAGCUGCAAAAGAAAUAAAAUGAUGUUAAUAAAAGUUUUGUAUCUAAUAAAAUCAUUUUGUAUAUUGCAAA